Messenger RNA from Suhomyces tanzawaensis NRRL Y-17324, 840 nucleotides. Its product is annotated as nucleotidase. The transcript has a single exon. Gene Ontology annotation, molecular function: nucleotidase activity. The record is from RefSeq and is a predicted model, not a curated record. NCBI's taxonomy places the organism in Eukaryota, Fungi, Ascomycota, Pichiomycetes, Serinales, Debaryomycetaceae. Bases 1 to 840 code for a protein of 279 amino acids. Gene Ontology annotation, biological process: pyrimidine nucleobase metabolic process; nucleotide catabolic process.
AUGACUCUUCCUGCCCCUGUCAAAUACGUCAACCCCGAGGUUCCUCCAUCUCAGCCUGGCGCUUCGGUGGAGCUCCCUUACGGAUUCGGACCUUUGCCUGAACACGCAAGAAACAAGAAGAUCUUCUACUUCGAUAUCGAUAACUGCUUGUACCGCAGAUCUACCCAGAUCCACGACAUGAUGCAAGUCAAGAUCCACCAGUUCUUCAAGGAUAACUUACAGUUGAACGACGAGGACGCCCACAAGUUGCACAUUCUGUACUACCAGACGUACGGUUUGGCCAUCGAGGGACUCGUCAGAAACCACCAGAUCGAUGCGUUGGAGUACAACUCCAAGGUGGACGAUUCCUUGGACUUGAAGUCGGCGUUGUCGUACAACCAGGAGCUUCGGGACAUGCUUCUUUCCAUCAAAAACGACCACGAUUACGACCACUUGUGGUUGAUCACCAACGCCUACAAAAACCACGCUCUCAGGGUGAUUUCGUUCCUUGGUUUGGGGGACUUGUUUGACGGCUUGACCUUCUGCGACUACUCGAAAUUCCCAAUUGUUUGCAAGCCCAUGCCCAAGUUCUUCAACGACUGCUUGGCCACCACCAACGUGGAUUUCUCAGAUAAGGCUGCUGUUGCCAAGCAGACGUUCAUCGACGACAGCGAGAUCAACGUCAAGGCAGCCCACGACUUGGGCUUCGGCACAGUUAUCCACUACGUCGAGAUCGAGAAGGACUUGGCCAGAAUCCUGGCCAAAGACGACUUCGAAAAGUACUACGGAAAUGGCGACAACUCCGACAAGAGCAAGAUCCAGAUCAUCAAGGAUAUCUUGGACUUGAAGCUGGUCAUCUGA